AUGGAGGUUGACACUUCGGUUGAUUCUCUGAUACAAAAUAUGUCCAUCGAUGUGGAGGACUCUGAACGCAUGGACAGGUCCUUUGAUAAAAACGAUGCGACCGGGAUGCAAACUCAGCCAGCGUUAGGUGCUUUGACUUAUGAAAAUGUGACGGCUUUGCAGACGUCUACAGCUUCCGAAAUAACGAAGUUGGAGCAGGAGAUGAGGCAAAAGCUUCACUUGGUAGACGUCCAGCCACAUACUUUUGAAUCCCAAUUGGCAAAGUUGGAGGAGGAAAUGGUUCGAAAAUUUCGCCUGACAGAUUGCGUUCCAAGUACAAUCGAACCACAAACGGCUUCUGUUCCACCGCAUCUGCGAGACCAUCAGUAUUGCAGAGUACUUCCUGUGCCCGUCGAUUUCCGGUGUGCCGAUACUGCAGCUCCUGCGAACCAAAGCCAAAAUCCUCUGCCUGAGUUCUCCUUUGAAGGUAUGAACGAGAACUUGGCCAACGUGUUCAAAACCUUUCGACGGUUGCUGGCAAAGCACAACAUCACCUUGGAUCGCAGUACCGUGGAAAUGGUUUGUCGUCACAUAUACGCUUCCCUGUACACUGACAACGCUCAUUGA
This is a messenger RNA of Mesocestoides corti, 606 nucleotides long. The record is from the annotation of a GenBank genome assembly. NCBI's taxonomy places the organism in Eukaryota, Metazoa, Platyhelminthes, Cestoda, Cyclophyllidea, Mesocestoididae.